This is a messenger RNA of Melanotaenia boesemani (Boeseman's rainbowfish), 4853 nucleotides long. It is a transcript of the gene map2k4b, whose product is annotated as mitogen-activated protein kinase kinase 4b. The transcript has 13 exons. Gene Ontology annotation, molecular function: ATP binding; JUN kinase kinase activity. Lineage: Eukaryota; Metazoa; Chordata; Actinopteri; Atheriniformes; Melanotaeniidae. The coding region runs from base 80 to 1336 and encodes 418 amino acids. Gene Ontology annotation, biological process: MAPK cascade; protein phosphorylation. The record is from RefSeq and is a predicted model, not a curated record.
GUGUCCCGUCUGGAGGCAGAGUGCGAAGUUUCACUCUGCAUUGCAGCCUGAGCGCUGCUGCUGCUGCUGGAAGAUAACAAUGGCGACUCCCAGUCCUAACAGCAACUCCACAAGCUCCGGCAACAUCGUAGGAUCCACGUCGCACCAGCUUUACCAACAGACACAAAGCAGCAGCAUGCAAGAAACCAACACCUGCUGGAGAUGUCAAAAUGAAACAGGGUUUCAGAUAAGCCUGUCUGGAGUGCCCCAAAGUAAACGCAAAGCUCUGAAGCUAAAUUUUGCCAACCCUCCAGUGAAACCGACCUCCAGGCUUCCGAUCCAUCCCACGGCUCCCUCGUUCCAGAACCCUCACAUAGAACGUCUGCGGACACACAGUAUCGAGUCGUCGGGGAAGCUAAAGAUCUCCCCGGAGCAGCACUGCGACUUCACUGCAGAGGAUCUGAGAGACCUCGGGGAGAUCGGCCGUGGGGCGUACGGCUCCGUCAACAAGAUGGUCCACAAACCCACAGGCCAGAUCAUGGCUGUCAAGAGGAUUCGCUCCACUGUGGAUGAGAAGGAGCAGAAGCAGCUGCUGAUGGAUCUUGACGUGGUGAUGAGGAGUAGCGACUGUCCCUACAUUGUCCAGUUCUACGGCGCCCUCUUCAGAGAGGGGGACUGUUGGAUUUGCAUGGAGCUUAUGUCUACCUCAUUAGACAAAUUCUACAAAUAUGUAUAUUGUGCAUUAGAUGACGUCAUUCCAGAGGAAAUAUUAGGCAAAAUAACAUUAGCCACUGUUAAAGCACUGAACCACUUAAAAGAAAACUUGAAAAUAAUUCACAGAGACAUCAAACCUUCCAACAUUCUUAUGGACCGAAAGGGGAAUAUCAAACUAUGUGAUUUUGGCAUCAGCGGUCAGCUGGUUGAUUCCAUAGCCAAGACCAGAGACGCAGGCUGCAGGCCUUACAUGGCGCCUGAGAGGAUAGAUCCUAGUGCUUCCAGACAAGGUUAUGAUGUCCGGUCUGAUGUUUGGAGCUUGGGAAUCACUUUGUAUGAGCUGGCCACAGGAAGGUUUCCGUACCCCAAGUGGAACAGUGUUUUUGAUCAGCUGACACAAGUGGUGAAAGGAGAGCCGCCCCAGCUCAGCAACUCGGAAGAGAGGCAGUUCUCCCCCAAGUUCAUCAACUUUGUUAACCUAUGCCUUACAAAGGAGGAAUCAAAAAGGCCAAAGUACAAGGAGCUUCUGAAACACCCAUUUAUUCUGAUGUAUGAGGAGCGCUUUGUGGACGUCGCCAGUUACGUUUGUCGCAUCCUGGAUCAGAUCCCCACUUCUCCCAUCUCUCCAAUGUAUGUUGACUGAUGCCAAGGACCAGUGGGUGGGACACUUUGUGAUGCAAUGCUUGUCAUUUUACUCCCCAGAGUUACAGUAGAAUCACCUGUUUGUUCACAUGUUCCAAAGAGCAAAGGAAAUAAGUCCAAUUUGUCCGGUGCAAUGUUAAGAAUAUUAAUAAAUAAACUUUUUCUCUUCCCAACACCUCAUUUAAAAAUCCCAAACUAUUAUCAUCCAUUUUCAACCAGAAAAACUUGAAGAUGUAACAUUGUGUUAGUAAAUUGCAAUGCUUCUUUUUAUGUGAGAAAAGGAAGAGAAUAUACUUACAUGGAAAAUAUAUAUACUUGAACUUGUACACAAAAACAGAGUCUACCAAAUAAGACGUUGUGGAGCUCAUAAUGUAUGAACAAAAUAGCCACCUAAGGGAUUGUACAUUGUGGACUGUAUGUAUGCAUAAGUGUGUCACAUCUAAAGUGUUGCUAUGUACUGAUGUAUACUGAUAGGCCUGCUGUGUAAACACACACACUUUAAACGCAGUAUGCUGUGAGCACCUCCACACAUGAUAAAUUACUGAGUAUGCAAAAGUGUUUCUCUCCAGAAAGUUCAUUGGUUUGGUAGCAUGGCUUUACUCCAUUUAUUGUUUGUCCCCCUGGCACCAAUUUGCAGUCUCCAACUGCUUGUUUUGAUUCUUGAUUGGGACGAUUAUUUAAAUUUUUUUUCUUGUUCUUAUAUCUAAUGGUGGCCUCAGUUUAUAUCUUACAUUGUUUUGUUUGAGUCACAGAGCUAAGCACAUGGUUUUCCAAAAACCUAACUCCCUCUUGGUAGGAAGCUAAUCUUUUGGUAAUAUUAGAAAUUGAUCUUUUUUCCAUGAAAAUAAUCAUACAUUACUGCAAUUAGAUUACAUUGGCUGGAAAAAAGUACCCAAAUUUCGUGUUAGAAAAAAAAAAUUACAUUGACCUGUUAGAUCAGAUGUAAUCUGCCACAGCAGUUUGGCUAAUUUAACAGGGAUGACAUAACAUACUCACUUUUUCACAACACAUGAAAGAAUAUUAUAUUUAGAAAACUUAAGAGACAACUGCUCUCGUAAAAAGUUUUCUAUAAAGACAGAAGCAUCUUAAGAAAGGUGUACGUCCACUGAAAAUGCUGUAGUAUAUAUACCAGGCCUGUAGGUGGUGCUGUAACACUGCCACAGAAAUACACACACAAAAAAACGUGAAUAAGACAUGGCACGUGUGCAUAAUGUUGUGUGAUGUUAGCAAGUGUAAAGAAGGUGGCAGAGAAUUGAGCUAAAAAGAGACAUGAAUUUUACAGAUUUUGCUGUAAAGGGCGUGUUCUGCUCAGUAGCUCUUGCUGCAUGAAUGCAGCAGUGUAAUCUGCCAUUGUUACUGUUGCGCGUGCGGGUUAAGGGUGAGGUGGAGUGAUGGCGUCAUCGGUUCAGGAAAGAUCUGUUUGGGUGUAAAUAAAGAAAUAAAACGGCUGCGUUUUCAGAUUUAUUCACUUAUGGAUCUGAUUUAAAAAAUUUGCAUUUACGCUGAGAGAUUCGUUAGCUAUUUUAACAGUGACGAUAUAAGAUGCUAAAUUUUUCUUAACAAAUUAUGUUAAUAAGCUUUAAACAGGUUGCUUUAGUACUAGGCAAAGGUUUGUUUACAUUUGAUAGAAGCUAAUGCUAAUUAAAGUAUGUUUUGAUCCAGAAGGAACCAAAUUAUUCCAUGAAUAAAUGAAUUUUUCUCUAAAUGCUUAGUUUUGUGACUAAAACAAAAUGAUAGCACACAUGAGGGACAAACUGGAGGGAGUCCAAUGCUACGAUGCCACAUGUAAAGGUUUUAUCGGAUAUCAUGUCCACUGAUGUAAAUGUAUAUGUAUAUAGCCAUGCUAAUCUGCUGUUCUCGGCAGGUUCCACUCAAAUGUUAAGGCUGUUUCCUGAACAUAGAUGAUUAAAUCAUGCGGGGGAGGACAAGUGGGUGGAAAAUGAAAAUGCUUCAUUUUGAGAAGGAGCCUUUACUCCUCCUCUGCGCUUGUCAUAGCACUGUACAGUUAAACUGAUCACAGAUCCUCCAUGCUGCCAUACACAGACAAGCAGCUUUGGUCAAGUUUUGUUCUGGCAAGGGUUUUGUGUCCCAAAAAGGAAAAAAAAAGAAGAAGAAAAAAAUGUUAAUGCUGCUAAAUCACAUAUUUUCCACUUCAGCACUACAUCAGUUACUACUCUUGGCCUUCGCAUGUUCUUCCGUGAUUUGGCAUGUCUUCUUGGCUUGCACUGAUGAUGUUUCCACACCAAAAAUGUAUUAUGUUCGAAUGCAUCUCCGUAGCCCACAGCAUACUCCUCCAACUGAGCUCCUCCAUUAGUAAUGAUUUGCUGGGGGUUGCCAUUCUGAGGUGUGUGAAGGGGAUGCCGUAACUCUCAGACUUGUGAGAUAUACUCAUUGUCAUUGACUCUCAGAAAGCCACUUCAACUAGGUAGGCUCUGAAUGGAAAAAAAACACAAACACACGACUUGGCUUUGGCUACUAAACCAAACAGUACUUCAUGUGACGCUGUAGGGACAGGUGACUUAAACGCCUUUUUAAUUUGUGUUUUUCUUUAAAAAGAUUACCACUAAUAAUGUGAUAGUCUCCCUUGUUCCUGGCUUCACCUGUACUGCACAGUAAAUCUUUGGAAACGGCUCAAAUUAGCAAUUUAAUAAUCUAAUUUUUAAAUAGGAAAUUCUUAAAAACAGAUGGUUCAAACGCAGGAAGAAAUGUGACCAUGUGAAGUAAUAUCCAUUUCAAUAUAUCUUGCAUGACAAUGAGCAAAGAAUAGAAAAGGUACAUGUUAUCAACAGUCUCUGCAAGAUUAUGAUAGGAGUCUGUUGGAAUAUCUGUUAACUUGAUCUGGAAAAUAUAUUAAAAUAAAAUGUAUGAUCAGUGCUUAUCAAAGUCACAGUUAGGAUCUUUUCCAGUUUCAGCUAACUCUUAUGGUAAGAAAAAGUUUCCACUGAUAUGGAAAAAAAAUCCAUGACUUAAUCAGCAUUAGGUCCUGUGUUGUUCAAGCUGUAGUGAAUUUAGAGAAAUCCUCCAUGUUAAAUUUACAGUAUGGCUCUCAACAGCUGUCAGCUUUGUUAAAAAAUGGCCACCGUUGUGCAGGGGGGGGGGGGUCCAGGGUCACUUCUUAAUAACAGACAUGCUGAAUACUUUUGGCUUGUUCUGCAAGAUAAGACAUUAGAACCAGGUUGUUGGAGAUGAUUUAUAGACCAGACAGGAUUCUCACUGUGGAGACUUCUGUCAGCUCUGUUCUUUACAUUUCUAUCUGUAAUGAGAAAAUGGUGCAAACCCACGAGAAAGUCAGCAGACGGAUCAGUUUCACUCAAAAUUGUCUCCAGGUCUGUUCUGUUGUCACGGUUGUGGUUCCAGGAAGCUAACUUACCACUGGUGGACAUGAAUCUCCAGGGUACAUGUUGUAAAAAUUGCAAUUUACUAGAAUGUUUAUAUUAGGAUAUAAGGUAAUAUUAAGGGCAAUGAAUAUUAUAUUGUAUCUUUAUCAAGGGUUAUAAAUAAAGUUCCCAUGGAAAAGA